Peromyscus maniculatus bairdii (prairie deer mouse) is the source of this 2131-nucleotide messenger RNA. Lineage: Eukaryota; Metazoa; Chordata; Mammalia; Rodentia; Cricetidae. The record is from RefSeq and is a predicted model, not a curated record.
GUUCCAUAUAACCAGGGAACACCUACACGGUUCCACUCCCGAAAAAGGGAGCAGCUAGUCCGAUCUCAGUUCCCUAGCUUAGCCCCGAGACCAGCGAAAGAGGCAGGGGAGUCCUGGCUCCGAUUUCCGCCAUCUCCUACUCCAGCCAAGAUCGCCAGCAGGCCCUGUUUUGGAGCUGUACCAAUGCCACCUGCUGGCUGAAAAGUGCUACUACACCAAAUGCUAGCAGAUUCAGUGUCUGGUGUGGGUUCUCAUAUUUGGUGCCUUAUACAUACCUGCUUUCUAGCCCAUAAGGGAUAUCUUCUUGCUAUGCUUGCAUAUGGGAGGAAGGAUGAAUGAGCUCCCAUGGGCCUCUUUUUUAAGGACACUAAUUCUGUGGAUGAGGGCUCCACCCUUAUGACUAUUACAAGUUCUCACCUUGGGUUAGGAUUUCAACACAUGAAAGUCGGGGCCAUAAAUGCAUGCAAAUCACAGCAGCAAACAAGACCCUUUUCCCCAGCCAGGCAGCAUACUAACUGCCAGGAUCACCUGGAGGAAAACCUAAGAGACAUUGCUAGCAUUACGGUCGCUCAGGUUCUUCAGGAUGCAGCUUAUGAAGAAGUCCAAAGCACAGCUGCAGAGUUGCCGGAUCUUGCUGAGAAGUGUGAGAGUCUCAAACCCCAGGAGUCACCUCCAGAGUUCACCAGCCAGUUGACGGCUACCUUCCUCACACAUACUUGCAACAGCCAAGGCAUGGUGGGCAGUCACGUGUUCACUGACUGUUGUAAGACGAAAAAUACAGCAAGGCUCAAGUGCUUCCUGUCCUAUGAGAAAGAUGAUGCAGACGGCCUCGAUAUACCCCUGAUCCCUGUGAUGGUCUGUGAGAUGGAUGAGGGGAAUCAUGUGUCCCUGAAGGCAAAGUACAGCUAUGAAAUUUUUAGAAAGCAUCUCCUCUAUGGACCCACUGUCUUGACUGUGUCUGCUUGCUAUGAAACAGCUGUUCCGUCCUGUUGUCAAGAAGACAAUAAAACAGAGUGUCUGCAGACAAAGCUAGAACCCAUCAGAAAACAUAUUAGAGAAAUAUCUGCGAGACAUCAUCAUUUAUGUGAAAUCGGGAUUAAAUUCAAUGACACAAUAGCAAGAGCAGUAGAAUUGAUUCUGCUCACUAAAAAGCAACCUAAAGCUAAUUUUUCUGAAAUUGCCAAAUUGACCACAGGUAUUAAAAAGCUGCAUGAGACCUGCUGUGAAGGAAAUACAGUGGCAUGUGCACUGGGCAGCAUCAUUUCUCCUACUGCUCUGAGGGAAGAUCUUCAUAUUGCACACAGCAGAGCUGUAGAGCUGCAUGUCUACAAGCUCUAUUUGCUGAUGUGCUGGAAAUCAGUGCCUAGUACUGAUGGGAUCGACCUGUCUAAGGCUCUGCUUUAUCCAGGGGUGUGUUUUGCCAAGAUGCACACAAAAGUGACAUUGCCCAUCGGUUUAAUGAUUUGGGAGAACAACAUUUCAAAGGCCUAGUCGUGGUCACCCUUGCCCAGCAUCUCCAGAAAUGCCCAUAUGAAGAACAUGUGAAAUUAGUGAAUGAAAUAACUGAAUUUGCAAAAAUAUGUGUUGCUGACAUGUCUGCUGCAAACUGUGACAAAUCAAUUGUCAGUACAUUCUGAUUUUGAGGAUCCCUUUGCCUCUUCUAUAUAAUUCUGAGUAUUUCAAAGGGAAACAACUACUUUCUCCCACAUCUAAGGCCCAGGGAACACUGUGGAAGAGGGACAGAAUGAUUGUUAGACCCAGAGGAACAGGGAUUUUGCUAUGAGAUUGUCACAAGCUAGACUCAAAAGGUCUCACCAACAUGACUGGCCAAAUGUGACCUUAACAUUGACAGCACAAUAGAUAUGCCAGGGUGGAUGAAAGACCCCAAGGCUUAAACCCUACACAAAGAAAUUCAGGCAAACAAGGAUGCUCUUUGGUUAUAAAGAGAGUCAGGUACUGGCAGGAAUUUGACAGCUUCUGGUUCCCACUUAGCAAACUCUUUUUGGAGACAAGUUAUGUUCCAUUCCAAGUCUUUGUGAAAACUAUGGUGAACUGGCUGACUGCUAUAUGAAACAAGAACCUGAAAGAAAUGAAUGUUUCCUGCAACACAAGGAUGACAACCCCAACCUGC